UGAUAAUAAUUCAGAAUGGUUGAGUUAAAAGAUGCCUUUAUUCUUUAUAUCUAUCUAUCUAUCUAUCUAUCUAUCUAUCUAUCUAUCUAUCCUCUCUUUCUCUGUUCUCGUGUAGGUGUAUAUGCAGGUGUGGAGGUCAGAGGACAACCUUCAGAAGCAGGGUCUCCCACUGACUUCCUUGAAGAGAAAAUUGCCUACCAGGAAUAUCAGAACAGCCAGAACUGGCCAGAAGAUGCAAGCUUUUGUUUCCAGCCUCAGGGAGUGUUAGGUACUAACCAGACUGAUCCAUUUAAGAUGCACCCUGAUGAUGGCCUGGCAGAUCUGCUCUUUGUCACCAGUGGACCCACAAAAGCUUCAGCAUUUAUGGAGCAAAGUGACCCUCUGCAAGACAGUUAUGGUAUGCUUCCCGGUGACUCAUUUGCUCCCAUGGCUGUUGCGUCUCAGGAGUGGUCUGUGGAAGCCUCAAACUCUCCACACUCAGAAUCCUUGGUUUCUCCAGAAAGUAGUAUAGAAACCCUACAGACGGCAGCAGAGCGGUCCAAGGAAAUAGAAGUGGCAUCAGUAAAAGAGCAGCUGCCAAAUCAAGCAUUAGAAAUGAUGGCCGAAGAGAAGAGUGCUGAUGGGGUGCCAUCUAGAAAAACAGAGGUGUCUUCAUCCACAGACACGACACCAGUCACAGGACCCGAAGAGGCAUUUGCUAAAGAUACAGAAGAGACCAGGAAUCCAGAUGUGAUGCUGGAGGACAUGGAGCGACGUGUAGGAACAGAGGUGCCCCCUGUUAAGGAUAUCGUAUUGCCGACCGAAAAUGUGUCUUUGACCAAGGAUAUGGCACCUCCUACAGAAACUGAAAUGGUUCCAGGCAAGGAUGUGACACUGCCCAAAGAAACAGAGAUGACAUUUGCAGUAAAAAUGGACUUGGCACCACCAGAGGAUAUGGUACUUCCCAAAGAAACAGAGCUAACCCCAGUCAAUGUCAUGGUUUCCUCCUCAGCCAUAGAAGUGGCACUGGCAAAGGAUGCUGAGUCCUCUGCGGAAAUACCUUUGGCUGAGGAGAUGGACUUGCCCUCAGAAACAGAGGUGGGCUUGGCAAGGGACUUGGCACUGCCCUCAGACACCCCGAUGACCUUGACAAAGGAUGUAACAUUGCCCUUAGAAACAGAGGGAUCUCUGGCCGAAAGCGUGACUCCAUCUCUGGAAAGUGAAAUGAUCCUGGAUAAGGAUAUGGCUCCACCACCUGAAGCAAAAUUGGACAUGGUCAGAGAUAAGACUCCACUCCCAGAAUCAGAAGUGUCUCUGGACAAAGAAGUGGUUAUACUUUCAGAAACAAAGGUGACUGAGAUCAACAAUUCGACCCCUCUUUCAGAAAAAGAGGUGGCCUCAAUCAAGGACAUUUCUCUGCCUCCAGAAACAGAGGCUCCCCUGGCUGAGGAUGCCAUUCUGCCCUUAGGAACAGGGUUGACCUUGGACAACAACGUGACUCCAGCCAAGGAUGUUGCACUGCUUUCGGAAACAGAAGUAGCAGCAGCUCAAAUUAAAGACAAGGAAAAUGCACAGACCCUAGAACUAAGUAAAGACUCCCAGUUAGACUCUGUCCAGCACAAGGGGCAGUCAGCAGUACCUCCUUGCAUGAUUCUACCAGAACCAGUCAAAGCUGCAGAUCAAAAGUCUAACUUGCCAGUAGAUGAAGGUUCUCUGUUAGAGAACUUAGAGCAGAAGGAAACCUCUGGCAGUCAGUCUUCUGAACUUUCUUCAGGUACCCCUCCCUCACAAGGUAAACACGUUUGCAGACCCAGUGACCGCAGGUCAGCCCGGGCCAGGCCUGCCAGGGUCCCUCCUGAGCUGCUGGAAGGUUCUCCUUCAUGGAAGACUCUUGAUCCCAGACUGGGCCCCUACCCUUUUUCUGAGUUGGGUUUGGUCUCUGGUUCAUCUUCCUGUGGUGAGCAUGGGAACCAAAGGAAAAAUAUUCAUGCUGAAUUGCUAGUACCCCAGAGAGAUCAUGUCAGGGAGGCCAGGGAUAUAGAAAGCAUGCCAAUGAUAAUGAGGAAAAAGAAGAAGAAACCAAAGCAAAAGAGAUAUCCUCAGUCCCGAGCUGGGGGACCUUGGGACGACAAUGCAGAUGGGCCCAAAGAUCAUCCUGUUUCGCCCGGGCCCUUGAAGUCAGGUGUUGGUCCCAGCCAGCCUACUACUGUGGGCACAGAAUAUGGACUUGUAUCCAGAGAAGUCUUGAAGCCUGACUGUGCAGAGAGUCAUAGCAUUACUUCAUGUCCAGUACAACCUCCAGAGACUGUUGUAAAUGCUCAGCUCAAGCUGAGAGUAGAGGAAGACCACAGAGGUAACCGCUCAGUGCCAGAGAACCAAGGUGAGAACUUGCUACAGCAGGAGCAACACAGAUCCUCAGCUCCAUCACACCUGAAGCCUUUAGUGGAUGCCAGCAUGGCAGCGGGCCCAUCCCGUUUGGAAGGAUCCCCGAUAGACAGUGCUGCACACAGCAGAUUGGUAGAAGACUGUCAGAAAGAAGGCAAUGGUGAGAGUGAAAUGACUAAGCUGCAGAUGUUUCCUGACGGAGUUAAAGAUGCUAAAGAUGUUAGAGAAAUAAAUCCAGAGACAUGCCCUAAGCCAAGAGAUGGAACCAGCCUCUUCACUUCACAGGGGCUGAAAGACCAAGAGUUAAUGCAGGCUGCUGGGCUGCAGAGCAAAAGCAGAAAGGGAAGGAGUCCUGGGAAAGUCAGAGCAGGCUCUGGGAAGUUAGGAACCAGAUCUGAGGGGCCACUCCUUCUGACCAGUGAGAAGGAGGGGAGAGCUGUUCCUAUGCCAAGUGAGCCAGUCCCUGAACCUGGAAUAGUGAGUAUUGAGACUCUGAGAAGAGGGCUAGGCUUGGAUUCUUCAAAGCAACCAGAGGCUGUUACUGAUCUCACUGAGGCAGUGGUGAGGGUGGCCAGGGACGUGGCUGAUGCUGGUGUGGGAAGCACCAUACCAUUGAUUCCUUUGGAAACUGGGUCAAGCUGUACUCAGACUUCAUAUGCUAGGACAGAAAGAAGUGCUGAGGUUAAAAAUACGGGCAUCAGUAACCAGAGCAAGGAAGGGAAGUGCCUUUGGAUGGAUCAUGAGUCAACCCCCUGGAUUUCUGAAAAGACUAAAAAGAGAGUCAAUGAAGGCAGAAACAAAAAGUUUAAAAAUAAUUAUCCUGUACAGCCUAGCAAAAUGGAGGGCAAGGAGGAAAUCAUCAGCCCACCUUGUGUAGAGAAGGAGAGUGAUGAUGGUAAUAUAGCCCAUAACAAGGGGGAAUUAGGGCAGGCUUUCCCUAAAAUACACGCUCCUUUGUUCUCCCACACGCCCACAGUGGAAGUUGCUGACAUAAAGAGUAAGAAUGUUGAGUCUACUUCUGUUGAACUUGGGGCUCUCGUGGGGAAUAAAACAAACGCAGGCCAAGCUUCUACUGUUCCUAGUGAACCAGCUGACAAGGUGACAGACGGGAGCUCCCAGGACCCAGUCUGGGGAGCAGGAUUUGUUCCCUCAGUAGAACCCGAGGAAAACAAGACACGUGUAGCCAAGGGACACACUGCAGUGGCUGACAAACCUAAUAAAAGGAGUAAUGAUGGGAAAUGUGAAAAAGUUAAAAAUAGUUCUCCUGAGAAGCACAGUUUGGAGAUUAGGACAGAUACAACAAAAAUACAUAUUCCCAUGGAAACCACAGGAGACUGUAGAAUUGAAGGAAUGGGGUAUAUGGAUGAAAAUAGAAAUAUUACAUUUACCUCUGGGAGAGAACCAUCAGGACUGAGUAAGUCAGCUCCUCCAGAGGUUAUGGGAUCAGCAGGCUGUGAAACGCAGCCAUGUCCUUCUCCUCAGGUAGUAGAGGAAGAUGAUUCCUUGCCUGACACUUGUAGAAAAAGUGGGCAAGAGAGAUUCUUAGCCCAGAAUUCCAAAUUAUUAGUACAAGAUACUUAUAGCAAAGAUGGAGUCCCGGGUCAAGAAACGUCCAAGGCUCCCUCUGCUGCUGUGCCCUCUGCUAGCACAGGCAUUCCUGGGACUACACAAGCCCAGGGAAAGAUUAACAGUCGUGGAGAUGGUUCUCUUAAAAAUAAAGGUGAGCUUUCAGAUUGCGGGAAGAAUGAAGUAGGGAUAAUCCCUGAAAGGCAUGAGGUAGGAGAAUCUGAAUUAGAGCAGCAUGGGUCCUCUAAACAUUCAGCACAGCUUGCCAUAGAGCCAGCUAAAGGACACUUCCUUCCUGGUGUGCCCUCAGAAAGCCAGAGCCUGCCAGAAGAGGUCAGAGUCCUAGAAACACAUGCAUAUAAUGGUGGUUUGCCAGCAUCUUUAGUGAACGAGGAGAAGAGAACUGAGAAAGACUCGGCCCCAGUUCAAAACCCUGACCCUUUGAGAAGUAAAUCAAAGAAUUUCAGUUUGUCUGAGGACCAAAAUGAGAGAGAGAGAGAUUCCAAGGGCUCAGAUAGUUUGGAUAAGAAGCUAGAUACCAUUCUUUUGCCUCCAGAAAAUGAAAAGGAUAAAUUAAAAGAAACUAGUCUAUCUUGUAAAGUCACAAAAUUGGAGUGUGUUGCCAUGCUAACAACAGAACAGUCUGGUUUCUCAUGUGGCAGUGUUGAGGGAGAAGGUAAAUUAGUGGUGACUGCUUACAAGGACCCCCAAGUCCCCCAGUUGAAAGGUAAUGGGAUCGAAGCUCCUCAGAAGAUGCUGGGGAUAUCUGAACGGACGGUGCUGAGUGAAAGGAAGAAGGAAGACAAAAGCAGAAUGGCAGAACCAGUGAAAGGCUACAUGAGACCUACGAAGUCUCGAGGACUCACCCCACGUUUGCCAAAGUCUGCAAGCCAGGAGAGAGAAAAACCCAGGCUGCUCAAGUCCAGUGGGAUAGCCAGGCAAGAAGAAGAAGGAAAGGCUGCUGUGGGUGUGACAGGAAAUGACAUCACUACCCCACCAAACAAGGAGCUACCACCAAGCCCAGAAAAGAAAGCAAAGCCUUUGGCCACCACUCAACCUGCCAAGACUUCAACAUCGAAAGCCAAAACACAGCCCACUUCUCUCCCUAAGCAACCAGCUCCCACCACUUCUGGUGGGUUGAAUAAAAAACCCAUGAGCCUCGCUUCAGGCUCAGUGCCAGCUGCCCCACCCAAACGCCCUGCUGCUGCCAGUGCUGCUGCCAGGCCUUCCACCCUACCUGCCAGAGACCUGAAACCAAAGCCAGUUACAGAGGCUAAGAUUUCCGAAAAGCGGACCUCACCUUCCAAGCCUGCAUCCACCCCAGCCCUCAGACCUGGACCUAAAACCACCCCAACUGUCUCAAAAGCCACAUCUCCCUCAAGUCUUGUCUCCACUGGGCCAAGCAGUAGAAGUCCUGCCACACCUCUGCCUAAGAGGCCCAUCUCCACUAAAACAGAGGGAAAAGCCGCUGAUGUCAAAAAGAUGACUGCCAAGUCUGCACCAGCUGACUUGAGUCGCUCAAAGACCACCUCUACCAGUUCUGUGAAGAGAAACACCACUCCCACUGGGCCAGCACCCCCAGGAGGGACGACCUCCACUCGAGUCAAGCCCACUUCUGUACCUUCCCGGCCUUCUGUGGCAGUUUCUGUGGACAAGAAGCCCACCUCGGCGAAGCCUAGUUCCUCUGCUCCCAGGCUGAGCCGCCUGACCACCACUGCCUCUGCCCCUGAUCUGAAGAAUGUUCGCUCCAAGAUUGGCUCUACAGAAAACAUCAAGCACCAGCCUGGAGGAGGCCGGGCCAAAAUAGAGAAAAAAACAGAGGCAGCUGCCACAGCUGGGAAGCCUGAACCUAACGCAGCCACUAAAGCAGCUGGCUCCAUUGCGAGUGCACAGAGACCGUCUGCUGGGAAAGUCCAGAUAGUCUCCAAAAAAGUGAGCUACAGCCAUAUUCAAUCCAAGUGUGGUUCCAAGGACAAUAUUAAGCAUGUCCCUGGAGGUGGCAAUGUUCAGAUUCAGAAUAAGAAAGUGGACAUCUCCAAGGUAUCCUCAAAGUGUGGGUCCAAAGCUAAUAUCAAGCACAAGCCUGGAGGAGGAGAUGUCAAGAUUGAAAGUCAGAAGUUGAACUUCAAGGAGAAGGCCCAGGCCAAAGUUGGAUCCCUCGAUAACGUGGGCCACCUGCCUGCAGGAGGUGCCGUGAAGAUUGAGACCUACAGGCUGACGUUCCGGGCAAAUGCCAGGGCCCGCACCGACCAUGGGGCCGACAUUGUCUCCCGGCCUCCCCACUUCCCUGGCUGCCCAAGCUUGGGGUCCCGGGCCCUGGGCUCCCUUUCCCGGGCUGUCUACUAGAUUGUAAGCUCUUGGGUGCUGGGCAGCCCUUUAGGCCUCCUUCCCUCCCGCCUCGCUUGCUCACGGCAGCCCCGCCUCCGCUGCCUUCACCUCCUUCCCCCCCUUCCGGCCCAGCUUCAACUUCACUACCCACCACUGCACCACUGCUCAUGGAGAGGGUCGUGGGGGGGAUGGGGAGUCUAAUGGGAUCUCUGUGGGAUCUAGGGGUGGGGUGCUGGGUUCCAAGAAACUGACAAACCCUCCCUCUCUUCCCUGGUUCACCCUGGGGGGACUAGUAGAGGUCAACUCCAGGUUGUGACCAGCACUGACCGAAUCCCCUGGCACCUAAACCACUGCCUCUCCUUGACCCCCAGAGGAAGCCGCCCUGUAGGUGGUAUCAGGCCCUUUUGCUGCCCUGCUUUAAGUUAAUCAGGGUCUGUUGCCCUUGUCCCCACUGCUUACACCUGAAUAGCUGCUGUCUCCCUUUUCUUUUUGUUGUAGUCUUUUUUCCCUCCCAAUAACCCAUGAACUGCUGGUAUAGUUUGCAGGUUGAAGCCAUGUCUAAAGAGAGUUCUCAGUAGGUGAUGGAGGAAGCAAGGGGGAGGUCCUGAGUCUCCACUGAGGAGGAGGCUGUCAGUUAUUGGGGGCUGCCCUACUGUGGGCCGCUUGGGGCCCAGUGGGAAGGAACCUGAGGAGUGGGGCUGCUGCCUAGUCAGCAGCCGGACAGCGAGGGCGGGCCAGUGUGCCUGGCUGUGCUGGCAUGGUGUACGCUGCUUUCUUUUUCUAACCAAGAGGCUGGUUUUGACGUCUGUCUUCUUCCCCGGGAACUGGUGGUCAACGUGUGAUACAAAACCAGGGCUGGAGAAACAGAAAUGAUGGUCAAAAUCCCUGACCUGCACUUGCAGGCCAAGGCACCCAAACGCUCAUGUCAAGGGGAGCCUGAGCAGUCCAGAAUGCAUGUGAACAGUGGGGAAUCAGGUGUGGAAAUUUCAGACUAAAAUGCAUGAGACCUGGUGUGACUGGAGAGGAGCAGGAGAGGCCAGGCAAGUUGUGGUGGUGCAGCCAUCGUCCCAGUGUGGUCUGUUUGUGGGUGGGAUGGCUGCAGUGCUGAGAAUGUCCUGGAAUUAUAUCAACACAAGAUUCUUAUUGCACUUGUAUUUUUUGUAUUAAAGUUUGCAUGGUUUCUAAUAAAGGAUUCAAACCUAAGUUUGUAGUGAAAUGGCCUGGGCGUGUCUAAGGGCUCCUCUGGUGGGGCAUUUUCUGCUGCGCAGAUUUGCCUGGCAGGAGGACGGCCCGGAUCUGACCCUCUUGGCCCUCCUCCUGACACAGCCUCCACCUCUGCUCCAGGUACAGCUUGAGCAGGUAGAGGUCUGUACUGUCUCUGCCCAAGGAAGUCAUCCCUGGGACUGAAGGUCCUUGACAGUUCUGAGGCAGCAGUUUCCUUACACACACACACACACACACACACACACACACACACACACACACACACACACCCUUACACACUUGCAGGGGCCUUCAGGGAGUGGCUUUCUUCCCAGGCUGUCUGUAGAACGCUGCAUGGAGCCUUGUGUCAGUAUUUUUUCGGCAAGAUGGGACUGGGAAGAAGGAAGCAGCGGGGACCAGGGUGCUGGUGGCUGAGGGCAUAAAGGUACUUGCUACCUUCCUUGGUGAUCCUGGAGCCUUGAGGAUGCUGAGAUUGACAAGAGUCCACUGGCCAAGGAUUAGAGAGUGGAAGGUGGCCCACGCUCUCUAGGUAGACUGUAAGAGACCCAGCUCCCUGGAAUGGUCCCACAAGUCAGGAGAACCUGAGGCGGCUGAUCUGGCCAAUUGGGACUGUAGGCCAUAUGAUGUGUAUACUUUGCAAGGUUUGGGGAUGAGAUCUUUCUGUACUUUGUUUGCUCAUGGCUUAGCCAUUACCCGUGUCUGUUAACUGUACUGAUUUAAACAAUAAAGCUGCCUGACAUCCCACCACA
Peromyscus maniculatus bairdii (prairie deer mouse) is the source of this 8231-nucleotide messenger RNA. The record is from RefSeq and is a predicted model, not a curated record. NCBI's taxonomy places the organism in Eukaryota, Metazoa, Chordata, Mammalia, Rodentia, Cricetidae.